AACAUCAUCAAAUAAAAAUAUAAUACGUGACAAAAAAGAAAGCAAAGCAUCAUUCAAAUAGACCCACACCUUCCCCUUAACCUCUUUUUACCAAAAUCCCCAACACAAAUUCUUCAAGACAAAUAGUGCUUGUUUAAUUUCAAUACAUUAUUUCUACCAUAUUAGCACAUACAUAUCAAUUUAAGAUUGUUUAAACACACGACCACACGAUUGUACGACGUAUAUAUAUAUGGUGUCGAAACGAGGUUAAACAUGUUAGAAUUGAGAUCAUCAGGAGGAGUUACAGGAUACUAUGCUAUUAUACAGAUGCAAAAACAAUCAUCAUUAUCGACAUCAAAAACGAUAUCAUAUGAAUUGGUUUGAGCAAUGGAUGAAGUACCAGGAACCACAGGAACGAGUGCAGGAUUCGCUUUGAGGCUUGGUCAGACCAUUUUUUCAUCCGCUUCGCUUCUCUUUAUGUCGUUUGGUGGUCAGUUUUAUAGCUACACAUCCUUCUGUUUUUUGGUGACAAUUAUGGGCUUGCUUAUUCCUUGGAGUUUCGCUUUGGCACUGCUUGAUGGAUACUCUGUGCUAAGAACAUGCCCAAUUCGACAAAAGGGGACACUUUUAAUUAUAGUAAUAGGAGAUUGGAUGUUAGCGACCCUCACACUGGGUGCAGCCUCAUCGGCAGCAAGCGUGAUGAAUAUCUUGCUUACCGCAGAUGGUUUCGUCUGCCCUCCAAAUGUAUGUAGCCGAUAUAUGCUUUCUGCCAUUUUCGCGUUCUUGUCAUGGUUCUUGUCUAUGACAUCUUCUCUGUUCAAUCUUUGGCUUCUUCCAUCAUUGUGAUUUGUUAUAGUUAAUUUUGAAAUAUACUUAUACGUUUUUGCAUACACAAUUGUAAAAAUUUAUAUGGGACUUGGGAAUCCCUUUCAUUAGGACUCGAAAUUUGUAGAUACAUUUUUCAAAUUAUAGUGUACCAUAUUUUUUACCAUACAAAGAAAGAAGACUACAAUACAGUAACUUUUUUUCUUUUUU
Molecule: messenger RNA, 1014 nt
Organism: Erigeron canadensis
Lineage: Eukaryota; Viridiplantae; Streptophyta; Magnoliopsida; Asterales; Asteraceae
Product: CASP-like protein 5C1
Exons: 3
Coding region: 367-825 (152 amino acids)
Cellular component (GO): membrane
Source: RefSeq, a predicted model, not a curated record